CUGCGGGGGGCCCAAGAAGGACGGCGGCCAUCUUGCGCGCAGCCAGAGUCGGACUCUGAGCCUGCGACCGGCCGCGUCCGGGAACGCCUAUCCCUGCUCUUCUACGGGAGAACCUCGCCGCGGCCCCACGAGAGCUUUAGUCCGUCGCGUCCCUGCACCCGGCCUCAGUCCGGCCCUUCGAUCCUCUGCCCGGCCCGGUCAGGCCUCGCCACGGGGUCACGCGCGGCCGCCCCGAGGACGAUGAACGGAGGAUAAAUGGUGCCUAAGGCAGACAGCGGUGCCUUCUUGCUGCUCUUCCUGCUAGUGCUCACCGUCACCGAGCCCCUGCGACCAGAGCUGCGGUGUAACCCUGGGCAGUUUGCCUGUCGCAGUGGUGCCAUCCAGUGCAUCCCCCUCUCUUGGCACUGUGACGGCUGGCCAACUUGUGAGGAUGAGAGCGACGAAGUCGACUGUCCAGAAGUAACCAGGGAGUCACGGCCUUACCAUGGGAAGGAGUCUGUGGACCUGCGACAGGGAAGAGCCAGAGGGGGUGACCCUACGCACUUCCAUGCAGUGAAUGUGGCGCAGCCUGUCCGCUUCAGCAGGAAGUGCCCAACAGGAUGGCACCACUAUGAAGCCAGCUGUUACCGGGUCUACCUGAGUGGGGAGAACUACUGGGAUGCUGCACAGACCUGCCAGCGUGUGAAUGGCUCCCUUGCCACCUUCUCUACUGACCAGGAGCUGCGCUUUGUCCUGGCCCAAGAAUGGGAUCAGCCCGAACUGGUCCCAUUUGGUUGGAAGGACCAGCGCAAGCUGUGGGUUGGCUAUCAGUAUGUUGUUACUGCCCGGAACCCCUCCUUAGAGGGUCGAUGGGAGGUGGCAUUCAAAGGCUCCUCAGAGGUGUUCCUGCCCCCAGACCCCACCUUUGCAUCAGCCAUGUCUGAGAAUGACAACGUGUACUGCGCCCAACUACAGUGCUUCCACUUUCCGACACUGCGGCAUCACGACCUGCACAGCUGGCAUGCUGAGAGCUGCUAUGAGAAGUCCUCCUUUCUUUGUAAAAGAAGUCAAACGUGUGUCGACAUCAAGGACAACGUGGUGGAUGAAGGCUUCUAUUUCACCCCCAAAGGGGAUGAUCCAUGCUUGAGCUGCACCUGUCAUGGAGGGGAGCCUGAGAUGUGUGUGGCCGCCCUCUGUGAGGGUCCCCAGGGCUGUCAGCAGUACCGAAAGGAGCCUAAGGAGUGCUGCAAGUUCAUGUGUCUGGACCCAGAUGGCAACAACCUGUUUGACUCCAUGGCCAGCGGUAUGCGCUUGGUGGUCAGCUGCAUCUCCUCCUUCCUCAUCCUCUCACUGCUGCUUUUCAUGGUCCACCGGCUGCGCCAGAGGCGCCGAGAGCGCAUCGAGUCCCUGAUUGGAGCAAACUUGCACCACUUCAACCUUGGCCGGAGGAUACCUGGCUUUGACUAUGGCCCAGAUAGGUUCGGCACAGGCCUUACCCCACUCCAUCUUUCUGAUGAUGGGGAAGGUGGGACUUUCCACUUCCACGAUCCUCCGCCUCCCUACACAGCUUACAAGUACCCGGAUAUCGACCAGCCUGAUGACCCACCACCACCCUACGAGGCCUCCAUCAACCCGGACAGUGUGUUCUACGAUCCUGCAGAGGACGAUGCCUUUGAUCCUGCAGAGGCUAGCCCACCGACCCCAGGGGAUGGUAGCAGUGAAGGCACAUUGCCUCAGUGCCUGGAACAGCCUCUUCCCCCUCCGGGGACCUCACUGGCAGACCUGGAAGAUUCUGCAGACAGCAACAGUGCCCUGCUCAUGCCCUCUGACCCUUCCCAAAGUGGCAACACCCCAGCUGCAGAGGAAUCACCAGGAGGUGGCCGUCCCAGUCUUGGCUCCCUCAAUACUGUGGUAUAGACAGCCCAGCCCAUGACUCCUGUGGGCUGAGAGUACCUGUUCGCUGUCGAGAAGACACUAGUCCCUGUGGGACGCUUGAAGGGGCCCUGCUGCAGCCUGGACCCUGCUCCACUGCCGCACACCCACCAGCUGGUGUGCAUGUAUAUAGAGAGACCGCAGCUGCCUCUUUGCAAGGGGCAAGCACCCGUAACCAAGUUUCCUUGAGGGCUUUACAGACAUGCAUAGCUUUGGGUCAGUGUCUCUUUAAAUGGGAGAAGAAUGACAGUGUGUGCCCACACCACACAUUUCAGGAGGAGGGAAGAACAGGCACUAUGGGAACAGAAGGCCCUGGGGGUGGGGCUGGAGCCAUCUGUGAACAGUUAUGACUAGUGAGGCAGUGGGUAUGCCUCCAGGGAGACAGCCUUGAAUGUGCUACAUUAGCUGUUCUGGGAGUGGCCCCUCCAGGUCUAUGUGUGAACAUCAGAGAUCAAGGCCCUGAGAAGGAGGUUGAAAACUUCUUUCAGAAAGCCCAGCUGUGUGACAAAGAGGCCUCUCCCCAACAUUGUGCAUGGCUCCCCUGGGAGUAGGGUCUGGACCCUCCCCAUUGAAGAAAUGGGGUCAAACUGUUACCUUUCCCCAUCUUCUGGUACCCAUUCCCUCCACCCCCCUGUUGAAUGGCCCUUGGGUCUGGUCUGCUCUCACCCCACCUUUGUGCCAUAAAGCGUUUCCUUCAAGGGAGGGGUGGCUGAACUGAACAUCCCAGGCUGUUUAUCUCCUGAAAGUCUUGCACCACUGCCACCACUAGAGCCUAGUACCUGGUGGCUGCAUGCACGCCUCCCUCCCUCAGCAGCCUUGGGUACUUGGGGGCCUUUUGCUUGAGGGUCCCUGAGGCCUGAUGGGGGCAGUGGUCUUGUCUCCUGACACAGGCCUUUACCAUUUCUGAGGUUUGGAAAUUAAGCGGGUUCUGUGCGAUUUUUAGCACAUCCAUAUCUUUUCUACGUUGAAUGUCUGAAUCUUUUCUUUGUGUGUGUGUGCGUGCGUGCACAUGCGUUCGUGCGCGUGUCUGUGUGUGUAUAUGGCCAGAAUUUUGCAGGUGGUAGUUCAUAGGAAUUCAGAGUGGGGUGGUGCCCUGCUGCCCCAGAUCUUAGAUUUUUGUCUUGGGCUACCCUAGGAUGGAACUGUGCCUAAGAUCCUACCCUUAGCACAUGGUCUUUGCAUGAGGGAGCCUUACCCCACUCAGGAACAUCAGUGGGGAAGAGUCCUUGACACAUUUGGUUCUGUGGAGCCUUAGCCCAGUUAUAGGUACCUUGUAAAAGGGGAUCUCAAGUUGCUCAAAGAUGAACUAUGACCAAGAGCUGACCGGAGAUGUUUUUAUCAUCGAACAUCCUGUCCCUGGGCUUGGCCCAUAGGAACCAGAUGCUACAGUCUGUGCUUCCCUGCCAAGGGCUAUUGCUUAGGAUGACUUUAUGGAAACAAGAUCCUCAUGUCCACCAGAGAACAAAGCAGACCUCAGUGUGCUGGUUCUGAGAGACUUAUGAAGGUUCUGAGGACCAUUCCAGCAAAGCUUCACAGGGACCUACCUCCCUCAUAAGCGUCAGAAAUGGGCAGGGGAGCGGGCACAGUGUGGGGGCUGAGAAGCUUGCUCUGAGGGACCAGAGGACUGUUGGAGCCAGGUAGGCAGGUAAGGGAGGUAGUAAGGAAGAGAGUAAUCCAUAGUGGACUGUGCUUCAAGGUGUGUGUGCUUCAAGACUGGCAAGUGUUCUGUCAGAGUUGCCAGUGGGUCUUUUUCAGGUGGGGAAGCAUCAGAUACCCAGGGCUGGCAACUGAUGCCUAGCCUACUGCCAUUCUGAGACUGGCAGAAGGCCUGUGUGCUGGGCUGCCCAGGUCACCAACUAUUGUGGCUCCAGGAGCCAUACUCUGCUGGGGCCUGCCCAUCUAUUCUUACCUAUCCUCUGCAAGAUCUGGUUGUCCUCUGAGGUCUGACAGGUUGGCCUUUGCUGAGAUGUGUUCUUGUGGGAGACAUGCCCCCGCUCACCUCACAUAUUAGAGCCCAAAGGGACAGACAGUCCAAGUUCCUGGGAGGGACCUUCUGCCCCAGGACUGUCAUGGCACUUUCUGAGACCAGGUGCCCUCUGACCUGCCUUGUGGAGGUGGAAUUUAAUACUGUACAUUGUCUCAAUGCCUGUUUUUACUUUUUGUUUCACUAAGGGUUUUAGUUUGGGUGUAUUUUUCAUCUGAUUGGCACUAAUCCUUUUCUUAAGAUGCUGUGAGAACCAUUUCAUCCAAAUGCCAAAUAAACUUGUGUUCUGGAA
This is a messenger RNA of Octodon degus (degu), 4187 nucleotides long. RefSeq names its product DiGeorge syndrome critical region gene 2 (gene Dgcr2). Bases 256 to 1896 code for a protein of 546 amino acids. The record is from RefSeq and is a predicted model, not a curated record. NCBI's taxonomy places the organism in Eukaryota, Metazoa, Chordata, Mammalia, Rodentia, Octodontidae. The transcript is spliced from 10 exons. Gene Ontology annotation, molecular function: protein binding. Gene Ontology annotation, cellular component: membrane.